AUGCCUCGGAAUGCAGGCGCUCUCCGAAUACCAUAUCGCACAGGCAGCGCAGCGCAGAGGCCAGCUCGAUCAAUAUCAACCUUGCUACGCGACAAUAUUGGUGACCCCCGCCUUAUCUCGGGAGCUACCGGCAGGGUCACUCUGGGCAGCAUGGCAUGGCAUGGCAUGGCAUGGCACGGCGUUACCGAAACUUGGCUCGUCGUCGAACACGGGGUUGGCCGCCUGGACACGGGCGAGGAGGAAAUCGAGCGGUGGGAAAGGCCGAGUUUUGUUUAG
Molecule: messenger RNA, 276 nt
Organism: Tuber melanosporum (Perigord truffle)
Lineage: Eukaryota; Fungi; Ascomycota; Pezizomycetes; Pezizales; Tuberaceae
Exons: 1
Coding region: 1-276 (91 amino acids)
Source: RefSeq, a predicted model, not a curated record